CAGAUUUGGAGGGCGGAGGUAGAGAGACAGACUGUACUAACGACGCAGCGUAUGUAUAUAUAUAUAUAUAUAUACGUAUGAGGAGAUGCGGGGUGUAUGGACUAGCUAUAUGCCAUUAUCGCAUUGUUUGUGUUGUAUUUGUGUGAUGCUUUAGGCGUCUUGUUUGUUCAUGUUAGAGCUAAACUUCUAUAGUGGGAGUUCUAUUAUUCAAGUCAGUGGUUUGCGUGUUUAGCAUUCCAUACCUCACGGAGUAACUCUCCUGUUACUCACCCCUCCUAUUCCUUUCCCUUUCAGGUGAGACUGACGAGCAGGAGUGAUUGCUAUCGGAUUGGUACUUUGGGAAUUUUAUUUUUUUCUUUUUCAGACUUGCAGAUUUUAUGGUUUUAUCAGUAUUUUCGGAAUUUAUUAUGUUAUCUGGAUUUAUGGCUAUUUAUUGGAUUCAUGACUUUGGAGUUGACUUUUGAGAAGUAAUAAAUGGAGAUUUCAGAUUUUUUAUUUAUUUAAGUUAUUUUGGAAAAUACGGGUGUUACACUCUCCUUCCUCUCCAUUUCUCUCCUUCCUCCCCAUCUAUUUCCUUGCUCAUCCCUUUGUAUCCUCUUCCUUGCCCCUUGCUUAUCUCUCUGCGCCCACAUCUCUACAAGACCUCAUCCUCGCCCCUUUGAUGAUCCUUCAUUGUGACUAUCUCCUCUCCCUAUCUACUCGCACUUACUUCUUUGCUCUUGAUUAUAACCCUCUCCUCCUUGCCUUUUUAUCCUCCUUGACAUGCUCCCACAAAUGUGCUCAUCUUUCUUGUAAACAACUAGCCGUAAAGCAUUUUUCGAAAAGUAUUCGAAACCCAUUGUUUCCGUAAAAAAAUGGUCAAACGUUGAGUCAAAAAAGUUAAAUUGUUAACACUAAAAGAUAUUUUCAACGAAAAGAAAUCAUUUUUGUCAUUACAUAAACUAACAUCAUAAAAACCGCAGUUCUGAACGAAUGAACGAAAACAGCAAAAAAAAUUUUUAAAUGACAUAAAACAUAAAAUGGCCUAAAUCAUAAAAUGGCCAGCAAUGACCUUAAAAAAACAGUCCGUGAUAAUCAAAAUUGUAACGAAACUCAAAUUAUUGAUGGUAUAUUUUCUCGGAGAGGAAGAAUGAAUAAAAACGAGAAAAUGAAAACUUUUGAACAAGAUAAACGUGAAUCUUAGAGAAAAGAAAGAAUCCAAGAAUGGAAAGUUGAUAAGUUCAAAUCUACAAGGAGACGGCCAACCUAGAUAGUAGUAUGUAAACAAAGGUUUAGACCAGUGGCAGAGGAAAUGAAGGAGUAGGAGGGUCAAUUGACCCCUAUAAAUUUUUAAAUUUUGUUUAAUAUAAGCUUAUAAAUUGUGGGUUUGAACCCCUUGUUUUUUAUGAAAUCUCUAAUAAAUUUAUAUAUAUAUAUAUAUGAUUUUGACCCCAUUGAAUUUUGUGCUAUCCCGCCACUGGUUUAGACAGAACAAUUAGUCUUUCUAUUCACGAUUUCUUAGAUUCCACAUUCUCUACAUAAGUGCAUCCGAUUAUUUUUAGGAAAUUAGUUUUAGGUGGUCUUAGUCUAGCGAACCUAACUUAACUGAUUUUCUGCUGUGCUUUGUUGUUUUAUUGCAUGUAUCUGAUUAGUAGACGAAUUUGUUAGUGCAGUGACGACUGAGUUUUAGAAGCUGAAGAAAAACAAUUUCUCAAGGUUUUCAUGUACCAGUCGUGAAGUACUACAUGAAGUCGUACAUGAAGUGCUACAUGAAGUGAAGCUGAAGUGAAGCUGUGUAUCUGACAUGAAGACUGGACUUGGAGCCGACGUAGAGCUAAAAUACAAGAUACUUGGAGGCUAAGCAAGUUAUGAUUUACCUUGGAAAAAAGGUAAAUCAUUAAGGAAAGAUUUCCAAAAGACUUUGAAGAAGAUUUGGAAAUAUUCCAUAAAGGAAGAUAUUGUAAUAUCUCUUUCUUGGGAAGUUGGCUAGGGCAAGCCACGAAAUCUACAAGUAUAAGUAGACAGAGACGUGCCUUGGGAUAGGUACCACCUCAAGACAAGGCCGUAAGUAUAAAGGCUUUGGUGUUGAAUUAGAGUAGACACAAAGCAUAAGGGCUAGGGGUCAUGAGGAGAUCAGAGGGGUUCUUGGGUUAGUUUGAUCUAGGAACGUGUUAGGCUAGUGUCUCUGUCUGAGUGUGACAUGUUAGUCAAUUCGGAAGAGAGCUAGUAAGACACUUUAUCUAUGUAAAGAUAAACAUUCAUUAUAUCCUGCUGUAGUACUUUGUGAAAUAAAUAAAAGCAUUGUACUUGUAUGUAUUACUCUUUGUAACAGAUUCGUCUUACACUUUCAAGUGGUAUCAGAGCGGGUCACUUAAGUCACUGGUGAAGAUCCUGAAGGCAAGAGGGAAUACUGAAGACAGAGUACAGCAGGAAGCAUGGUGGUUGAGCAUAAGCAGUGUCUGAGCGCUGAAGGAGUGUAUGGGCGCUGAAGCAGUAUAUGAGUGAUGUAUUCUAAAACUCAAUCAUCAGGGGGGAGAUUGUUAGUGCAGUGACAACUGAGUUCUAGAAGCUGAAGAAAAACAACUUUUAAAAGUGACCAUGUACUAGUCGUGAAGUAUUAAAUGAAGUCGUACAUGAAGUGCUACAUGAAGUGAAGCUGAAGUAAAGCUGUGUACCUGACAUGAAGACUGAACUUGGAGUCGACGUAGAGCUAAAAUACAAGAUACUUGGAGGCUAAGCAAGCUAUGAUUUACUUUGGAAAAAAGGUAAAUCAUCAAAGAAAGAUUUCCAAAACACUUUGAAGAAGAUUUGGAAAUAUUCCAUAAAGGAAGAUAUGGUAAUAUCUCUUCCUUGGAAAGUUGGCUAGGGCAAACCACGAAAUCUACAAAUAUAAGUAGAUAGAGACGUGUCUUGGGAUAGGUUCCACCUCAAGACAAGACCGUAAGCAUAAAGGUUUUGGUGUUGAAUUAGAGUAGACACAACAUAAAGGCUAGGGGUGAAGUUAGAAGGGUGUUUGGGUUAGUUUGAUCUGGGAACAUGUUAGACUAGUGUAUAUGUCUGAGUGUGACAUGUUAAUCAAUUUAAAAGAGAGAUAGUAAAACAUUUUAUCUAUGUAAAGAUAAAUUUUUAUUAUAUCUUGCUGUAGUACUUUAUGAAAUAAAUAAAACAUUGUAGUUAUAUUUAUUACUCUCUGUAACAGACUCGUUUUGCAAUACAUAAUUCUGUAUAAAAGAAUUACGUUGGAUUUGAUCAUGGAAAGAGAUACUUGACAACCUUUCAUAAAACAUGGAGAGAACCGUAUAAAAACUAUGAUUUGACCCGUUGUAUUUUGCUAUUCAAGCUGACCAGUUCAUCAAAAAGAAGAUAAUUAUGACCGAGUCGGUCAGACCGACUGAAGCAAGACCACGUGGACAGCACAUGGCAAAAACACCGGUUCAAGAAAAAGUAAACCGAGACAUCUAGAAUCAGCAACCCGGUAAGCCUCGAAUAUUAGCGAGAAAGAUUAAUAAGAAAGGACGUGGCAUUUAUAGCCCCAACAUAAAAAGGUCUUUGUUGCUCAUUUCAUUCAUCAACAACAACAACACGUUCUCCUGACUUCUCUCCGAUCUAGGGUUUGCUCACACCGACAACGAUGAUCCAGCUCCUUUACUCGGUGAUCUUCGCCGAGAUGGCGUUGAUCCUCCUUCUCCUCUUCAAGACGCCUCUCCGAAAGCUCAUCAUCCUCACCUUCGAUCGCAUCAAACGCGGCCGCGGCCCCGUCGUCGUCAAAACCAUCGGCGCCACCGUCUUCGUCGUUCUUAUCUCCAGCGUCUACAGCUUGCUUAGUAUCCAGCGCCGAUCCGAGGAUGGUGCCGUUCUCAAUCCUACUGAUCAGGUCCUCGCCUCCAAGCAUCUUCUCGAAGCUUCUCUUAUGGGGUUUGUGCUGUUUCUUUCGCUAAUGAUUGAUCGACUACACCAUUACAUAAGAGAGUUGCGGUUGCUGAGGAAGACAAUGGAGACCGCAAAGAAACAGAACAGAAGUUUCGAGGAUGGCAAAAACACGAAUGGGGAAGAAGUUAAAGCGCUUGGAGAAGAAAUCGCAGUGUUGAAGGCGAAGAUCAAGAAAUUAGAAUCUGAAAGUGAAAGCAAAGGCAAAGAACUGAAAAGUGCACAAGCUGAAACAGAGGCUCUGAGAAAAUCAGCUGAUGGGUUUCUGAUGGAGUAUGAUAGGCUGCUUGAGGAUAAUCAGAAUCUCAGGAACCAGUUGGAGUCUAUCGGCCAUAGCCCAGAGGGAAAGAAGAGUAUGUGAAACAGAGAAAUACAAUGGUAUAAUAUGUAAUAUUUUCUUUUGUAGAGCCCAAAGAAACUUUAGGAUAUCUGGAUUUCUGAUUUUUGCGUUCAUGCAUUAUGAUAUCAUCUUCUCAUCUUUGAAAAUAGUUUAAUGUGUGUUUUGAUAUAUAUAGUAGACAUGAAUUCGGUAUAUUUAUGAAUCCUAAUUGAGAAAAUCAAAUGACAUAAGUAAACACAUAGGUUCUAAAUUAAUCAACACAAAGUGAAUAUAAUUGAUUAGAUUAUGUAUUUUACGCUGUUGUAGCGAGAGAUUUGUUGUAUAGCUUUUUCAAGUGAUAGACAUUUAGAUUUUCGUUCAGAUUUAGUAAUUUUGAUUUUUAGAGUUAGAAAUUUAUAUAUGAUUCAGAUAUUUAUAAAUUUUGGUUUGAAAUUGGAUUGGAUUUGGGUUGAAUUAUUGCAGAUUUGGUUUAGAUUCAAGUUCGGAUACCUAUUUUAAUUAUGUAUUUUUUUAAUAAAAAUUCAAAUAUACUUUAUCUUCGAAAUCCAAAAACAAAAUUAAUAUAAAAUAUAAAAAUUAAAUAAUUUCAGACUAAAUACUUAACUUUACAUAAAAAUAGUCCAGUUUAAAUAUUUAGAUGGAGAAAAAUAUAUAGUUUAAGUAUUUUGAACAUAUUUUGUUAUUUUAUAUAUUUUAUAUUAAUGAAUAUCUAAUAGAUAUAAAAUUUAAAAUAACUGAUAUAUUUAAAUAUAUAAUUAUGUUUUAGAUAUUUUCGGUAUCCAAAAUAUUUCAGUUAAGAUCAGAUUUAGAUUUGGUUAUCCAGAUAUUAAUUUUUUUUAGAUCCAUUUGAGUACUUUAUCAAUUUUAGUUUGUGUUUAGUAUUAAUAUUAAAUCAAGUUCGGCUCGAUUCUUCAGAUCCAAAUAUUUUACCUAGAUUUACUUUCUUGAACAAAUAUAAAGAAAAAUAAUAAAUGUAAAAUUAAUAUGUUAGGCUUAUUUUACAUACAUAAUGAUUGGACCACACUUUAAAAAUACCAAUAAAAAUGCUUGAGCAUUGUGUCAAUAUUAUUGGACUUGUUAAAAAAUUGACAUAGUCUAUAACCAAUAACGUGUUCUUUCUUAUAAAAAUUCUUGGUAAAUAUGAUAAAACACUAUACAAUGGAGUGAAAUAGGUUAGAGUUGCGUCAAAAAUAAUGUGAUAUCUUCACUCGGUACAUAAAUUCUAUUUUUAAAUUGAUUUCCCAAAUUUUAUUUUCUUUUAAAGCUUUUAUGAUUUCUGAUUUUCUUAACAAUUUUAUUAUGUUUCUAACUUUUAGUUUGAUAUGAAAACUCUGUAAAGAAAAACAAUAUUUGGCUAAACUAAAAAUCCAAUUUUGUGUUGUGUUUUUCACUUUAAUUUCCUUAAUUCAUAACCAAUCACAAUUAUUUGUUGCUUUCGUAUGCAUAAACUUUAACCAUGGCCAAGUUCAGCAAGAUACGUGAUGUGAUCUUGGCAAGCAAAAGAACUGAUGCAACUAAGGAGAUACAACAGCUUGUACCAGAACUAAGGGAAGUCAAAGAAUGCGACUCGGUGGAUGCUGCAAAAGGGAUGCAAUCCAGUGGAUACGAUUCUGUAGAUACAACUGAGUGGAUGCAACCCCGUGGAUGCCAUUCUGAAGAUUUACACAUACCACUUGGUCCGAUGACUCGGUCUAAGCAAGCAAGGUUGCAGGAAGCUCUUCACCAACUCCUAUACACUAUCCAGGGCAGUCUAGAGUGUGCUGAUCCAACCACACUGGUUGUGAUUCAAGCCACCUAGCUCAUUCAUCGAGAGAGGUGUUGUGACUUGCACUCUUUUCCUUGGUUUGGUUUUGUCCCACUAGAUUUUCCAAACAAGGUUUUUAAUGAGGCUUGGACACAACACUACACAUGAUCCUCUUGAUGAAACCAUGCCCAUUUCUUAUCCCAUUUUUCGUCCAUGAAGAAUUAUCCAUAAGUCUAUCUUUUAAAUUUGAACUUUAGUCCUUAUUUUCAUUAAUUACGUUGUGUUUCCAAAAAGUUGUGCAUGUACAGUCUUCUUCUCUAUAUAUUAUGGACGAAAUUCUUCAAUAAAAUCAUCAAACUCUUUUCUAAUAAAAUUAUCUCUGAAUCUUGUUUGAUCAAAGCUUGUCUAGUGUAUUUCGGAUUCAUCCUUACAUUGCAAGCAAAAUCCGAUAGUCUGAGAGCCAAUUCCGCAACUCUUAGAAGUAUCAUCUCAUUCUACUGCUUAUUUUCAUCAUCACAAUCGUUGGAGAACAUUCAGGGACGUGAUCAAUCUAUCCAGGAUCACUUCAAUACGAAACUAUCAAUUUCUAAAAACAUUUUCAUUCCGACAUUUUAGUUGAUGUGAAUCUCAAUGAUUUUGUAAUUUAUUUAUUUCAGCAAUGAUACUAUUCAGUACUUGUUCGGAGAGAACUUUAAUUUACUAAUACAAAUGUUAAAAUAUGAAAACUAAAAAUGAGCUGAUUAAAAGAAAUUAGGGUGUGAACACAUUAAAUUGUUUGCGAUUGAGUUAAGAAAAUUAGUGUGUGCACACAUUAAUUUCUAAAUGAUUGUAAUGCUGAAACGUAAGCAUUCUAAAAUUGAAAUUAUUGUGAGACAGACGCGUUAAUUUGUGUGUGAAUGCAUUUAUUAAGAAUGGUUCUCUUUUAAUAUAUAAGUGAUUUGUUGAUGAUUAUUUCACGUUUCCAUAGAUAGAUCAUUACCUAGUUUACCAAAGUCAGAUAUUGUUCAUACAUUCAGAUCUGAAGGAGAACUCUUUUGGAUACAUGGGGAUACAAUCACACCUUAACUAGGUAUUUAGCAACAGCAUUAACCAGUGACAGACCCAACGUAAUAUUUAACCGGGGUCAAAAUGAUUGUUUUGCUUUAUUUUUUCCAUUUUUGUUUUUAAUGAGUACGUAAUUACAAAAAUAUCCUUCUUCAUCUUUCCCAAUUUCGACCUCCAAAUCCUAAAUUUCGAAUCUCAUCAUUUUUUCACGAUUCACCACGAUUUCAACCUCUUUUCUUAUGAUUUUGUUCAAUUGUAAUGGGAUUUCAACCAUAACUAUGAUUAUAAUCUGAAAAUGUUUUUAAAUAUUUAUUUAUUUUUAUUUUUUUGAAAAAAUCUGAAUUUUAGGAGAAAUUGGUCCAAUCUGCCAAGGUGCACAGCUGAGUAACGUUUAAGCGCAGAGUAAAUGUCCGAUUUGCCCGCGUUUUAGAACAGGGACAUUUUCUAAGGAACCGCGACACUGCCACCAGACUAAAAACAACGAAUUGGUGUAUAUUGAUCUACUUGACCAUUGUUUGUUAGAACUUGAGACAGGUCAUAGAUUUGUACCGUCAGCCGAUGAGUAAAAAAGUACAACUGUUAACAUUCUUAUUUUAGUUGUUUUUUUUUUUUUUUAAAGCAUUCUUAUUUUAGGUUUUAAAGCAUAUAUAGAUGUUUGCUAGAGGAAGAAUAAACCCUCCAAUAAAGCCUCUCACCCAUUUUUGGCAUUUUACCUGAUUCCUAGCUAGAGAUAAAUUCUUUUGUUGCUGCCAUCUCUAAUCCGGUCCUCUUCCUUCCAUUUCUUUUCUUUAAUCUUUUUUUUCUUUACAAUCUAAACAUUUCUCUAUUUUUCGAUGAUAAUGUUUUGAAGAAAAAGAGCGUUAAGAAUAAGAAGAUUUUUACCAAAAAAGAAAAAAAAAAGAUUCAUGCAGGAAAUGUAUUUGUAUAAUCAAUAAGAAAAAGUGUGUUUGUGUUUAAAAAUAAUAAAAAGAUGACGACUGGUGGUGGAAAGGGAGAGAAGAUAUUGGUUUCGGUAAGAGUAAGGCCGCGGAACGACAAGGAAAAGACGAGGAACGAUAUCUGCGAUUGGGAAUGUGUAAACAACACAACCAUAAUCUGCAACAAUAAUUUGCCUGAGAGAUCUCUCUUCCCAUCUACCUAUACAUUUGGUAACAUGUUAAAAGCUAAACUUAACCAUUUUAGAGUUAAGGAUGCUAAGAAAACAAGUUUUGAAUUUUUUGUUACAGACAAAGUGUUUGGAUUUGAUAGCCCCACAAAACAAGUCUAUGAAGAUGGAGCCAAGGAGGUUGCUCUUUGUGUCCUCGAGGGAAUCAAUUCAAGCAUUUUUGCGUAUGGACAGACAAGCAGUGGGAAGACGUACACGAUGAGUGGCAUCACUGAAUUCGCAAUGAAUGAUAUUUUUUGUUACAUUCAAAAGCAUAAAGAACGGGAAUUCACUCUCAAGUUCUCUGCAAUCGAGAUCUACAAUGAAGCUGUGAGGGAUCUCCUUAGUGGAGAUAAUAACCAGUUGAGGCUUCUAGAUGAUCCAGAGAGAGGAACCGUCGUUGAGAAACUUAUUGAGGAGACCCUCCGAGACAGAACCCAUCUAGAGGAGCUUCUUUCAAUUUGCGAGACUCAGAGGAAGAUUGGAGAAACCUCAUUGAAUGAAACUAGCUCCAGAUCACAUCAGAUUCUCCGGCUGACUAUUGAAAGCUCUGGUCGAGAAUUUUCUCUAGAGAGCUCCAGAACUCUUGCUGCAUCCGUGUGCUUCGUUGAUCUGGCGGGAAGUGAACGUGCUUCUCAAACUUUAUCUGCUGGUGCAAGAUUGAAAGAAGGUUGUCAUAUAAACCGGAGUUUACUUACUCUUGGAACCGUCAUCCGCAAACUAAGUAAAGGUAGAAACGGCGGGCAUAUACCAUAUCGAGACUCGAAGCUAACUCGAAUCCUUCAGAACUCUUUGGGAGGAAAUGCGAGAACAGCUAUCAUAUGUACAAUGAGCCCUGCACGUAGUCAUGUUGAACAGUCAAGAAACACACUUCUCUUUGCAACAUGUGCUAAAGAGGUGACGACAAACGCUCAGGUCAAUCUAGUUGUGUCAGAGAAGGCUUUGGUGAAGCAACUGCAACAGGAACUUGCUCGAAUGGAGAAUGAGUUGAAGAACAUAGGAUCUUCUUCUUCUGCAGGCUCUGAGUUCUAUUCAUUGCUGAAACAGAAAGAGGAAGUCAUUUCACAAAUGGAGGAACAAAUGAAAGAACUAAAAUGGCAGCGUGAUGUAGCGCAAUCUCGGGUGGAGACUUUGCUUAAAGCAACAGCAGAAGAGCGGUCUUCUCGGAUGGAUGAACAUUCAAUGUUAAGCUCCAUGGAUUUUGAUGCAGAUCUUCGAAGAAGAAGCUAUGAUUCAAUAGAUAUUGGUGAGCCUAGUACCGUUAAUAACUUCACCGAGAGGAACUUUGAGCUUUUCGAAAACCCUGAAGAAGAUGAUUUCUUGGUGGAAGACAAUAUUCCUCAGUUUUCGAGGUACAAUCUGUACAAUGGCUGGGAGGAGAUUGUUCAAACAACCAACAACCAAAAAGUGGAAGGUGAGCAGAGUUGUGUCCAAGCAGAACCAGUGGAAAGCCAUGACGACAUUGUUGAUAAGAAAGCUGUGUCUGAGGUUCUCUCACCCAGAAAAGAAGAAACUGUAUCAUCUCCGGAAUACCAACCAAGCGAUAGCUCGUUAAUGGGUAAUAAUGAGCAAGAAGAGGUGGAGAUUAGCACUCCUGCCGAAAAGGAAAACGUUGACUUAUCGUCUCCAAAUGCUAAGCCUGAGACCUCGGAUUUGGAGAUGAGAUCAUCAGUUGAAGUACAAGAAACACAGAAAUUUGUGAAGGAAGACGAAGAGGAAAAGAAAGAAGAAAGGAUGACAAGUUCAUCAACAAAGCAAGCUGAAGAAUGCUCAAAUAAAGAAGAAGAAGAAGUUGCUCAGCCAGAGCAGCAAAAUUCACUCCCUACAAAGAAGCAAUGUGAAGAGACAGUCGAAGUGGAAUUAGUACCUGAUGGUGCUAAGCUAGAUGAGGAUGAUAAAUAUUAUAGCGAAUCAUCUGUCUACAUGUCAGAUGAUGUUGACAACAGUACAUACGAGGCUUUGAAAGAAAAGGUAAAGGAGAUGCAGAAGAAAAUUGAAUACCUUAUGAGUAUGCACACAGCAGAACAACAACAGUCACCCUGCUUCAGAAGAGACUACAAGAGUCCGGAACUUUUCACUACAAAAAGAAGCCGAAGUUGCAGAGAGAAUCUCUUGUGUGUUAGAUCUCCUCUAUGGUUUGAUAACUUGGAAGCUAGUAACAAUGCCUCACCUUCCUGGAGGGCUAGGGAGUUAAAUGCAUCUCCUGGACGACCCAUGAACAAGACUACCAGCAUUUCCUUUGAUUCAGGGAGCUCUAUGAGUUCUACACCCAUUGAUGCGCAAAGCCUGAAAGACUGUGAUCCGCAAACGGACAAUAGCUUCCAAGAAUUUGUAGCAGGUCUCCAAGAAAUGGCAAGGCAGCACUCACUUGACUCGACACCUGGGCUAGAUUAUGGAAUUGAGAUCAAGCCGGAAAGCCCUGCAAAUGCAUUGCCAAAUGAUCAAUUAGAGAGAGAGCAGGGUGAUGAUUUGGUAGAAGACGCAGUACCUAAGGAAACAGAUUCCUCCACAGAGACUUUCCCAGAUAAAGGACAAUAUACAAGCAACUUAUCAGACUUUGAGAGACAGCAACGGCAAAUAAUUGAGCUUUGGGCGGUAUGCAAUGUACCACUGGUUCACAGAACCUACUUCUUCUUGCUCUUCAAAGGUGAUCCAUCUGACUAUGUUUAUAUGGAAGUUGAACUCAGAAGGCUAUCUUUUCUGAAGCAGACGAUAAAUAAUGACACGGAAACAUCAAGGACACAAACGGUGAAGGCACUCACACGCGAGAAGGAAUGGCUUUCAAAACAAAUACCAAAGAAAUUCCCAUGGAACCAGAGAAUAGAACUCUACCGAAAAUGGGGCGUGGAGGUGAACUCAAAGCAGAGAAGUCUGCAGGUGGCGUGCAAAGUGUGGACCAACACACAAGACACGGAACACAUAAAAGAGAGUGCUUCUCUUGUGGCAAAGCUGCUUGGAUUUGUUGAGGCUAGUCGAAUGCCGAAGGAAAUGUUUGGCCUCAGCUUGUUACCGGGAACCGAGAACGUAAAAUCAUCUGGCUGGAGAUUUACCAAAUCUUUCUCCAGUAUGCGCUUGACCGGAUCAUAAAAAGGGCACAUACACAGUUCCUGCUCAUAAAAUUGUGGAAGGAUUGUAUGUAAAAUAACUAAAUUUCUAGACGUCAAACCGCAAGAAAAUUAAUCUUUGAAUUUUUUUUUUUUUUUUUGUGAUUCUAACUUAGAAUUUUUUUAUCCUCUUAAAUUUCUUAAUCAAAUUUAAUUGCUCGAUUGGUGAGUCCCACAAUUACAACAUAGGCUGUAACUGGAAAUAGAUUUAAUGAAUGCUAUGAACGAAAGGA
Molecule: messenger RNA, 11515 nt
Organism: Brassica rapa (field mustard)
Lineage: Eukaryota; Viridiplantae; Streptophyta; Magnoliopsida; Brassicales; Brassicaceae
Product: kinesin-like protein KIN-7J
Biological process (GO): microtubule-based movement; endoplasmic reticulum to Golgi vesicle-mediated transport; intracellular protein transport
Cellular component (GO): endoplasmic reticulum membrane; endoplasmic reticulum
Molecular function (GO): microtubule motor activity; ATP binding; microtubule binding
Source: RefSeq, a predicted model, not a curated record